CGCGUAGUUGCUCACGCGAGCCCUAGACGCCGCCGCCCUUCUCCUUCCAGGUCUCGCCGCCGCCGACGCCGACGCCCAGGAGCUCGCCGUCCUCCGCUAGUCCCACCGCCUCUCCUCUCGCUCUGCCUCCCCCAUCAGGCCAGUAGCGCCCCCAUCCCUCUCUCGACCUGCUCCUCUCCUCUCGCCAUCUCGCCAAAUCCAACACAGGUCCACGGCAACGCCGCGCAUCUCGGCAGCGCACACAUCGGCGGCGCAUCUCGGCAGCGGCAAGCCGGCGACGAGCUGCAGCGCUUCAAAGCUUGAUUACCCAAAUACUACAACACUGUGCUGAUUUCAGUAAUUGGAUCCCUCAAAUUGUGAAAUGCUUGCCAAAGGGAGGAAAGUUGCUGGAAGGGGCGGAGACAUGUCUGCACACUAUGCAUUUGGGCCGCAGGAAGAUGAUGCGAUUAUUAAACAUAGGCUUCUGACCAGGACAACAACUACCAGGGGUGAACCACCACUUAAGAAGCUUCAGAAGAAGUUCAUGUCCUUUGCCACUGAGGUUGAGAAGGAUGCAGACAACAUAAGUGACUGUGAGAGGCUGUACAAGGCCUUUUUACAGGAAAUUAAUACUUUUGAGCUGCCUCUUCUUAAAAGCAAGGCUGUCGUUGAUGCAAACCUUAGGGAGAAGGAGAGCUUCAACGAGCUGCAGGAUGAGAUUCAGCGACAAAUCUUGCAAGCUCAGACUGAUAUUGAGGAUCUCAAGAAGCAACUGGAACAGAGCAAAAUUGAGAGGCAGCACAAAGAGGAGUGCGAAGCAAUCAGAAAAAUGAUUUCUUUGCAGCCUCCACGAUCAGAAACAGAAAAGCUCAUUGCGGAUCUUGAGAAGGAGAUUGCUAAUUUGGAGGCUGAGAAUACUGCAUGUAUAAGGACCCUGGAACUAAGGAAGAAGCAGUUUGCUCUUCUUCUUCAUGUGGUCGAGGAACUGCAGAUCUCGAUCGAUGAUGAGCAGAGGAGCAUAGCAGAUGAGCUGAGAGCUGCCACUGAAGAGCAGAAGAUGAGCAUAGAGGAAGUUAGCGGCGGUGCUUCAGAUGCCAUGGCUGUAGAUUGAUCGACGAUCCUAGCAGAAAAGCGAGUUGCAUUCCUGUUUCCACAAAGGCAGCUCUACAUUAUCUUGGGGACUAUAUAGCACUGAAUCGCCUAGAUGACUUUGUACCCUGACUCAUGAUUAUCAUCACUCUUGUAAUUUCAUCAGUAGUAAGUUGUAAUCGUGCCCUUUCUUGUCUGAGGUAACAGAACAUCAUGGUGUUGACAUAUGCGCCUCCAGAUUCCAAUAUGUAUGAUUGUUAUUAUUUACUGAACAAUCGGCAAUGAUCUUCUUUGAUGCAA
Molecule: messenger RNA, 1368 nt
Organism: Oryza sativa Japonica Group (Japanese rice)
Lineage: Eukaryota; Viridiplantae; Streptophyta; Magnoliopsida; Poales; Poaceae
Product: THO complex subunit 7B
Biological process (GO): mRNA export from nucleus; mRNA processing
Cellular component (GO): THO complex part of transcription export complex
Source: RefSeq, a predicted model, not a curated record